UCUCGCUUGUCUUUUGUCUUAUUCUAUUCUUAUUCUUAUCCAUUCAUCAUCUUGUUUUUUACAUGGAAGUGGGUGAGAUUGUAUUUUAAAUUGUUAAAUACCUUAAUUUGUUUUAUUGCUUCAGAGAAUUUUGUGUUUGUUAGACGCAACUUCUUACAAAAUGUCAUCGGGUGUAGUAAAAGAUCAGGAAGAAGGGGAAAUCGUAGAUGAUGAUUAUGAGGAGAUUUCAGAUAACUCCAUGUCCUUUCCAUUGAAUGAAUCUGGUAAGUCUCAGUCUGUAAUAUGCUUGAGCAGUCUCAGUGAGUUCGAGGAAGAGGACCAUCAAAGGAGAGUUGGGAAAAUGCUGAAGAGGGGUCGGAAAAUGAAGCAUCAUGGUCACCAUAGGAGAAAGAAAAAGUACUUCGGAAAACUUCACAAGAGCAGAAAGUGGAAAAAGUUGCUUAAACAUAUAGAGUCUAGCUCUGAUGAUGAGUCUGUAGAUUGUCGUCUUGUUAGGAAACAACUUAAAGCUGCUAUCAGGGUUGAGUCACCCUCAGUUGAUACCAAAGUGAGAACUGAAGGAAAUCAAGUGAAUUGUUUGAAAAAUAGAUUAAUAGCCAUGACAAAACUAAAUGAUGACAGUGUCAUCGAGCAACAAUGUGAUAUUAUUAAGUCUGAUAAUGAGAACAGAACAGAUGAUCCGAUCAUAGAUUCUGGGGACACUUUAGAACAAACUGAUAUUGAGUUGACCCAGUUACGUUUAGAAGCAUUAAGAACAGCUGUAUUAAAUAAAUUUGAGGAUAGGAAAAAGAGGAAACAUGAGGAAUUGCAGAAAAAUCAGGAAUCACCAAAUAUUGAUAAUUUGGAGACCAACAAGGAGAAUAGCAUACAAGAAAAUGGGAAUAUUAAGCAGCCAUCUACAGAUAAGCCGAAUUUACAACCCACCACUCCCGAUGAAGAAGACGAAGAUGUUUUAAGGGCAAUGUUGCUAGCAUCUAUGUCAAGGAAAAUGCCUAAAUUUGCUGAGUCCAAAAGUCUCGAGGAACCUGUAGUAGAAAAGGUAAAGUCAAAUCAAAAUGUUGUAAAACCAUUUAUUGUUCAAGCAAAAAAACCUGUGCCAUUAAGACAACACCAAAUCAAACCAAUUAUUAUAAAUAUUGGUAGCGAUACAGAAUCAGAGGAUGAAAAAAGUACGACGGACAUUAUUAACACAAAAACUACAGAGCUUCCUGUAAAUGGAUAUCAAGUAGACAAAGAAAUAGAAAGUACAGUGGAAAAUUUCUUAAAAGAACAAAGAGCAAAGGUUGAUGAGGUUCAGGCUGUUACUAAACAAGUAGUUCCCCCCAAAAAUCCAACUGUUGAAGUAACUACACCAAAAUCCAAGAUUCAACCCAAAAGGAAUGAAUCUGCGGUACUAGAAAAGUCUUCCGUCAAAUUACUUACCAAAGAAAAACAGAUAGAAUAUCAGAAGCUUCUGCAGAGGUUAAAAAUGGCCCAGAAGAAGCCAAAAACGAGACGGGUUUCAGUUAGAGGGACUGAAGAGGGCAACAACUCGAGAAAAAAUGUAAAGACUAAGUUAAUCAAUUCUCCAAAACCCCCAAUAGCGAAUAAAUCUUUCAGUGUUCAGCAGGAUGCUGGAAAUUUACAUCUAAUUUUGAAGCAAAUGCAGAAGGAACAAAAUGGAAGAUUGCAGAUUGAGGAAAAAUAUGUAGUUCUCACUCCCAUCAUCAAGAAAAUAAACGAAGCAACGACAGAGAGGAGGAAAUACGACCAAGAAGUGAAGCGGUUGUUGGGAGCAUUGGCGGACGCAAAAAGGAAGUUGCAUAACUCCCACCAGACGUUUUCCAUGUAUGUUAAAGAAUUGACCAAGAUGAAGGAAGAGAUCGAUAAGAGACCUAAAACACCGAUUAAGAGGAACGGGAUAGCCACGCCGCCAUUAACAUCAACACCGAACACGUCUCAAAUCUCUGUAGCGCCACUAGACGUGAGCAAAGUUUCAGUUACUCUUAACACUACUUGUCCCAUUCCUGAUACCACCAAUAGCACCACUCUAAUAGCACCUACUAGUCAACCAUCCAGUCCCGCACCUAGCACUGUCUUAAUAUCUGAAACGAUGCUUGACAGAAGCGGUAGUGAGUGUAAUAUGGACAUCGAAGAGCAACACCAAGGGGAGAUCAUUGUAAAUUGUGUUGAUGGGAAGGCUGAAAGCGCAGAUGAGUUGUUGAGUUGCGGCGAUCCUAACGAUUUGUCGUUUUCCAUUGUUAUUCCGGAAACAGAGUCAUCUUCCAAGGGUAUUCCCGAAUAUGUAUCUCCUUUGGAUCACGUGAAAAGGGAAAGUCGGAUCGAUCCGUUCGUGAUUAUUUGCCCGUACGACAUCUGCGGUAAAUGUCGCGAUACAGAAUGCACUUACAAGCACUACGACAAAUAAGUGUAAGAAAACUUUCGAUUAUUUUCUUAGUUAUUUCUUCGGUGCCUAUUGUUUACUCGAUAUUUUAUUUAAGACUUAUUCAUUUCUAUAUCGUAGCAUUAUUGCUAUUUAGUACAAAUUUAAAUUAUUUAAACUUAAACAGUGUUUUUAUUUAAAAUUUUAAAAAUUUAAAUAAAAAUUUUAAUAAAAGACGUCGACUCGAUGAUGCGGUACGUUUGAACGUAUACCCGUGUAUAUUUGUUACAUAAGUGAUAUUAUUUUUGUACUUUAAUUAUAAUAUAAUAAAGAUCUUUUUAAAUCA
This is a messenger RNA of Diabrotica virgifera virgifera (western corn rootworm), 2708 nucleotides long. RefSeq lists its product as uncharacterized. The record is from RefSeq and is a predicted model, not a curated record. The coding region runs from base 161 to 2407 and encodes 748 amino acids. NCBI's taxonomy places the organism in Eukaryota, Metazoa, Arthropoda, Insecta, Coleoptera, Chrysomelidae. The transcript has 4 exons.